Molecule: messenger RNA, 273 nt
Organism: Bathycoccus prasinos
Lineage: Eukaryota; Viridiplantae; Chlorophyta; Mamiellophyceae; Mamiellales; Bathycoccaceae
Exons: 1
Coding region: 1-273 (90 amino acids)
Molecular function (GO): iron ion binding
Source: RefSeq, a predicted model, not a curated record
AUGGCGGGGAAACCGGAAAGAGGCUCGAGACCGUCCGCGGAAGUGAUCGCGGCGAACCCGAACGCCGUCGUCGACGGGAAACUUUGGGUGUGUCAAGGGUGCGGGUACGUGUACGACGGCACGAAAGGCCCGUGGGCGGAAGAGAAGAGGUGUCCUGCGUGCGGUGAACGACGAUUUGCGUUAAAAUCGAGGGAUGAAAUGGCUGUAGCCAUUGGUGGGUUGAUUGUGAGCGUUUUGUUGUUUGGUUUGUUGUUUGUGAUUGUAAAAUUGUAA